Molecule: messenger RNA, 4205 nt
Organism: Cyclopterus lumpus (lumpfish)
Lineage: Eukaryota; Metazoa; Chordata; Actinopteri; Perciformes; Cyclopteridae
Product: WD repeat-containing protein 37-like
Exons: 14
Coding region: 508-2010 (500 amino acids)
Cellular component (GO): preribosome, large subunit precursor
Molecular function (GO): protein binding
Source: RefSeq, a predicted model, not a curated record
CUGAGCAACAACGUGGCAGCCCAUUGGCUCACAACGUGCAAACGUUUACAACGUAAUGCGGAAGUCGGUACGCCAAUAAAAUACGUGAUGUGUCAAAAUUUGGUUAAAAAAAUAAAAACUGUAACGUGUCAUUACCGUCCGCUGUCAAAGGUCAUACGUUGACAACAUGUUUAGAAUGAUUAGCUAGUUGACAGGUUUGAUGCUAUAUUUCAUACCCUUCCCUAACACGGUAUGCUAAAGGUUUAACGCUAGCUGCUGUCUGACGUACGAACGUUAGAUGCAUGUGCCGCAAUGAACGCGAUGGUGACAGCUAGCAUGCGCGUGCGUGUAGUUAAGGUUUCGUUUGUAGACUUCCGUGCUGGCUGAUGAAUUCAGUGAAAGAGAAAAGGUGGUGAUAACAGACCGACCUGAUCCACCCACCAGCCAAUUGGCCAGCCUGGCCUUUGUUUACCUGCUUCUUGGGUAAAGAGGUGAGCAGGGGGCAGGGCCACCCACGCGGUAGAAAGGAUGCCUGUGGAGGGGGGCAGCAGCAGUGGCUCGGCUUCGGCUGCCCGUCACCCCAAGCAGAAGCGCAAGGCUCACAGUUUGUCUAUCCGGCGCACCAACAGCAUAGAGGACAGACCCCCAGGCUUCCAAAGAGGAGAAAUGCUGGAGGGACAGGACUCCAAGCUGCCCCCCUCCUUACGGAACAACCUUCUGGAUCUUUUUGGCCAGAUUGAGCGCGAGUUUGAAAAUCUCUACAUUGAAAACCUUGAACUACGCCGGGAAAUUGACUCUCUGAACGAGCGUCUGACCGGAGAUGGGCAGACUAUUGAGGGAGGGGACCCCACCAAGGGAGCUAUGAAAACAAAAGCCAGCCACAGCACCAGUCAACUGUCACAGAAGCUGAAGACGACUUACAAAGCCUCUACCAGCAAGAUUGUGUCCAGUUUUAAAGCCACCGCAGGUUCCCGAGCUGUGUGUCAGCUGCUUAAGGAGUAUGUGGGCCACCGGGACGGGAUCUGGGAUCUCGGAGUCACCCGAAAUCCGCCAGUAGUCCUGGGCACCGCCUCCGCAGAUCACUCAGCUUUACUUUGGAGUAUAGAGACUGGGAAAUGUCUGCUGAGGUAUGCUGGCCAUGCAGGAUCAGUCAACUCCAUCAAGUUCCACCCCACAGAGCAGAUGGCCCUCACCGCCUCUGGGGACCAGACGGCUCACAUCUGGCGCUACAUGGUGCAGCUUCCUGUCCCCCCGCCACCACCAGAUGUCAGUGCUCCAUGUGACGACGACCAGGACUCGUCAGACAGAGAAGAAGGUGAGGUGGACGCCGAGGGCCCCUGCGAGGUCCCGACCGUCCGGGUCGCUACGGCAACCCUGAAGAGCCACCAGGGUGUAGUCAUCGCAGCCGAUUGGUUGGUGGGAGGCCGACAAGUGGUGACCGCUUCCUGGGAUCGUGCUGCCAACCUGUAUGAGGUGGAGACGUCUGAGCUGGUUCAUGCCCUCACUGGACACGACCAGGAGCUGACCCACUGUUGUACCCAUCCCACCCAGCGGCUGGUGGUCACUUCAUCCAGAGACACCACCUUCCGGCUGUGGGACUUCAGAGACCCGUCCAUACACUCCGUCAACGUCUUUCAGGGACACACUGACACGGUGACGUCGGCGGUGUUCACGGUGGGGGACAAUGUGGUUUCAGGGAGCGACGACCGCACCGUCAAGGUGUGGGAUUUGAAGAACAUGAGGUCGCCGAUAGCAACCAUCCGUACUGACUCCGCUGUGAACAGGAUAAGCGUCUCUGCCAACCAGAGGAUCAUCGCGCUGCCACACGACAAUCGACAAGUCCGACUGUUCGACAUGAGCGGAGUGAGGCUGGCCAGGCUUCCACGCAGCAACAGAAUGGGUCACAGGCGAAUGGUGUGCUGUACGGCGUGGAAUGAAGAGAACCAGUCGUGCAACCUGUUCACAUGUGGCUUCGACCGACAGGCCAUUGGCUGGAACAUCAACAUCCCCGCCCUGCUGCAGGAGAAGUGACGCCACCGAACACGCCCCCGACACACGCGCACGCAAAACAGACACACACGGUGAAGCAGGAGCCGGUGCACAUACACACUGUAAUCUUUGGUCUCGCACAUGCUUGCAUGUUUGAAGUGCUUACGCAGCGAGGUACUUUUAGUUGUUAUGUAUAUCACAGAUUUCCAGCUGUGGAGAAAAAAAAAAAAAAAGACCUUUUGAGGAAGGCGGCUGUUGACGUCCGAUAUUCCACUGACGGAUAACUCUCAUUUAGUGUGUUCAUCUGCAGUUGAAACCUGCAGAACACCUCCUGGCGUAUAAAUGACAGACACGGUUCCAGCAUUUUUAAAGUCCAAGUGUGUGUGAGGCCAACGAGCUGAUCUCCCCCGUAUUCGACCCUCUCACUUAUUUAGCAUGCGUUGUGAAUUGUGACUAUGCUGACUCUUCCGUUUUCAGUCUUUUUCUGUUUUUAAAGUAAAAGUAUAUAUUUGACUCCACAGUCACGGGCUGCUGUUCACAUCACUGUUGUUUAGUCGCAUGGAGAUAAUCUCGGUUUUGCAAAUGUUACUUGAUGAGAAGUAAGAAAGCCAUGGUAAGGCCAGGAGGGUUGGUAGGAUAUGAUAUCAAGAAGUUAUGUACAUAUUAUGUUGUGGCCUGAUUAAGGCACCUGCGUAGCAGGUUGUCGCUACUUCAUGGAUUAAGUGUCUUACAGUGAUCUACCUUUUGGAAGGUGGCGUUUGGCAGAGAUAGUGUGGAUCUGUGAAAUGUUUUUAUCCUUUUAGUCAGACUUGAAAUAUUGUUAUCGUGGAACGAAACGUCUAUAAUAUAAUCGGGCCUGCCAGAAAGCUGCUGGGUCCUUCAGCUGUAUUCACAUGUUUCAGGAAUUGCUGUCUUUUCGCCGUUCAAGUUUUGAGUCCUUGCCUUUUUACCUUCGAUGCUUUCAAUUUCACAGCCAGCCUCCAUACUUCCCACGCUAUUUUGUUUUCAUUUUAAAGAUGAUUCUGUAACUCCGCCUUGUUCCGUGUUUACAGUAGAGUUUCAUUUGUAAAGUGUCGCUGUAUUCUGUCUCUCUGUCGGUAUGCAAAGUGUCGAGAGCGCAGCAAUAACGCGGGGAAACGAGUGACUCGUUUCAUUUUGUAGGUCUGUAAGUGGGAUGUGUUCGGCAUUAUCAUAACGUAAGUGUAAGUUUGGGAGUUAUUACUUUUAGCCAUAAUAAGCGCUCGUAUUACUUCAGUGUCAGUGAAACCCACCCUCUUCAACCUGUUGCCAACUCAGAGCCCUGUUGUUCCUGCUUCAGUUACAGCCUGUCAAUAUGAAUCUGUAGUGCACCCAUAGAACCCAUGGCCUCGUGUGACCGCUCUGACUUUUUUGUUGUUGGUGGCUCUUUUAAGUCUGUGAAAUAAACUCUUCAUACAAAUUCAGAAGCAAUAACCCAGUCCCAUUCUGUUUCCGAUGCUCAGAGCGAAGCCCGUUUCUAUCUCGGAAACCAGUGAAUGGGACUUGGAAUACAAACUUGAAUCUCAGUUCAAGAACUAGUAGAGCUGGAUUUGGGUUUGACCAUAAAGCUUUUAUUUGUUACACUCGUGCAAUAUCCCUCCAACGUGAAGUCGUGCUGUAGUUUCUGAUCUUCAGACGUUUAACUUAAUUCAGUGCCGUAAACCCCACGACGAGAGUUCAUGUGCUUUGUGCGACUGGUGUCGAUGUAGCUCGAUAUACAUAGUUAUGCAUUACCUACCCCAAAGUUGUUUUCAGACUUCCCAUUUUAAUGCUGUUCCUACCAACAAUAGAGGUGUUUAUAAUGUAAUGAACAAGUAUUGAAAUGCCUUCCCAUUGCAUUGAAAAGCGAUGCAUCGGCCUUAUCCACCUGAGCAUCAAUGCACUUUUCCAAAUGCUUGUUCAAUAACUAAUUGUGCUCCACUGCACUGUGCCGAUAGAACUUUUCUUCCUGUUUCAUUUAGGGAACUCGAUCUCGCGGCCACUGAUAUCAAUGUCCUAUUUUCGCCCAACAUGAAUUCCGACACAAAGGAACAUUAUUUUGGAUUGAUACAUUAAAUUAUCGCGUGUCAGAUUGGAGGGGUGGGUAAAAAGUGGAUGGGCUUUGCCUCAUUGUAGCAAAUCAUAUUCCUCAGAGUUCAUUAUGUGAUCUACUUUGCAUACUUUAUUGUGAUAGCUUUGUGCUCUCUGACACUUUCCAAUAAAAUGUGUGAUUUCCUUUC